Nicotiana tabacum (common tobacco) is the source of this 1703-nucleotide messenger RNA. NCBI's taxonomy places the organism in Eukaryota, Viridiplantae, Streptophyta, Magnoliopsida, Solanales, Solanaceae. The record is from RefSeq and is a predicted model, not a curated record.
AAAUUCUCUCUUUCACUCACAAAUAUCUGAAGAAAAACUCAAAAGAAAGAAAAUUUUACGAAGAAGAAGAAGAAGAGAAAUAGUGGCGACUCAGGAUAGUGAAAGAGGAGGAGAGGCGGGUAACGGUCGUCUCCAAUCGUUUAUUUCAUCGAUAUUUGCGAGUAUAGGUGGUGUUUUUAGUCAGUAUAAUAAUCAAGAACAAGAAGAAGAUCUUCAAAUGGAUAACAAUAGUGUUGGUGUUCCUCACAAUUUACCCAGAGGAGAAAUGGGAGGAAAACAGAAAAAUGCACAAGCCGAUGGAAGAAAUAGGCGUGCUCUCGGAGACAUUGGCAACCUUGUGCCUGCUCCUGCUGCAGAAGGAAAGCCUAAAGCAGCUCAGAUUUCUCGCCCUGUGACUAGGAGCUUUUGUGCACAGUUGCUAGCUAAUGCACAAGAAGAGAAGAACAAGAAACCACUAGCAGAAGUUGUCAAUAAAGAUGUACCAGCCAAGAAGAAGGCAUCAGAUAAGGAAAUGAAGACUGUUGGGGGAAGUCCAUUGAGCAAAAGAAAAGCAAAGAAGUCUGGAAAGACUCUCACUUCUACUCUCACUGCUAGAAGCAAGGCUGCUUGUGGACUUUCCAAUAGACCAAAGUAUGAGAUUGAGGACAUCGAUGUCGCUGAUGCUGAUAAUCAUUUGGCUGCUGUAGAGUAUGUUGAGGAUAUCUACAACUUCUACAAGCUCACUGAGGGUGAAAGUCGAGUGGAUGACGACUACAUGAACUUUCAACCAGACCUGAAUCAUAAGAUGAGAGCCAUUUUAGUGGACUGGUUAAUAGAAGUUCACAGGAAAUUUGAGCUUAUGCCUGAGAGCCUUUACCUUACAAUUACCAUACUGGACCGUUUCCUCUCGCUGAAGACGGUUCCAAGGAAGGAACUUCAGUUAGUUGGCAUUAGCUCAAUGCUAAUUGCUUGCAAGUAUGAAGAGAUUUGGGCACCAGAGGUGAAUGAUUUCAUUCAUAUAUCAGACAAUGCAUAUGCCAGAGAGCAAAUACUUCAGAUGGAGAAAGCAAUUCUUGGGAAGUUGGAAUGGUAUUUGACAGUUCCAACACCAUAUGUUUUUCUGGUUAGGUACAUUAAAGCUGCAACACCAUCUGAUAAUCAGGAGAUGGAGAACAUGACAUUCUUUUUUGCUGAACUUGGUCUUAUGAACUACAAGAUCACAAUAUCAUACCGCCCAUCAAUGCUAGCAGCAUCGUCCGUUUAUGCUGCUCGUAGCACUCUCAACAAAACUCCACUAUGGACUCAAACUCUGCAGCACCAUACUGGCUACUCAGAAGAUCAGUUGAUGGAAUGUGCAAAGAUAUUGGUUAGUUAUCACUUGGAUGCUGCAGAAAGUAAGCUGAAAGCAAUUUACAGGAAGUUUUCGAGUCCAGAUAGAGGUGCUGUUGCAUUCUUCCCACCAGCAAGAAAUCUCCUACCUACUACUACUACUGAUGCUGCUUCCUCCUCUUCUUGAAGAAUUUUAUUUUUUAGUUUGGGAAGCUUUUUGGGAUCAUUUUACUGCUGUGAUCUCUCUAGCUUAGACUAAGUAGUGGUGUGAUAGUGUGAUUUGAUUUUGGAGUGUGAAACUUUUGUAUGGUUGAUGAUGAUUUUACCUACUAGUGAAGUCAUGUAAAUCCAGAAUAUAUAUUUUUUUGUGAAUAUAACUAGUUCAUUCUUUUUUU